This is a messenger RNA of Thunnus maccoyii (southern bluefin tuna), 1315 nucleotides long. It is a transcript of the gene cabcoco1, whose product is annotated as ciliary associated calcium binding coiled-coil 1. Bases 88 to 708 code for a protein of 206 amino acids. The record is from RefSeq and is a predicted model, not a curated record. The transcript has 7 exons. NCBI's taxonomy places the organism in Eukaryota, Metazoa, Chordata, Actinopteri, Scombriformes, Scombridae.
AAACUGCUAGUGUCCCUAAACACCUUUAACCAGCACUGCAUCGGCAGUAUGGUGGGGUGUUGCCAUGGCAACGACUAGAGCGUCAACAUGUCAACGACAGGAGCGACACGUCGUGACAAGAAAGAGCAACGAAAAGUAAAGGAUGAAAAGAAAGAGGAAGCUGUCAUCCUCCAGUGGGAAGCGAUGCCACUCCGACAGAUCCAAGACCUUCUGAAGAGAAAUGCGGAUCAACUUCACUCGGAACUGAAGGAGAUCCUGAGCUUCAGGAACCAUCAGACCUGUAUGAAGGAAGCUGCCCUGCUGGAUUACUAUGUUUGUGGUUUCUGGUGGGCAAAAGAGGCCAAAUUCACCCCUACACAGACUUCCUUCACCAUGGCUGUACUACACAUGCUGCUGGAUAACAUACGAGAGAAACAGAUGAGUUUAGUGGAUAACCUGACGGAGUUUGCUAAGGCCUUAGCUGCUGCCCGCCAGUGCUCAUCUUCAGAUGAAGGCAGCACUCCACCUCUAGACAGAGAAGCAGCCACAGCGCUCAUAAGUUACACCAGAGACAGUCUCUUUCAGAAAUACAGACUCUAUGAGCUUCUUUUCACCACACCCAGAGAGGAGUUACUGACAGGCAUGGAGAGGACAAUUGAGGUGUUCACUUGUGAGGAUGCUCUAACUCCAUUGGAGGAAGGUAUCUCUACUCAUCUGUACUUCCAGUGAUGGGCCCUGCCUGCUAUCCAGGAGGAUGGAGAGGUUUGAAGAGAAAAGUUCUGCCAGACCAGGGUGCCUGAAUAUCAGCUCUGCCAAAUACUUUCAAUAUAUCACAUCUUCAAUAAUAUUACACAACCCUAUUAAAUUAAUUUAUCCAUAACUAUCAAAAUGAAUAUUCUGUUUUUAUUAAUGACAUGUUUUGUUGAAUUCAUUACAAGCUGCAUAUUUAAUAUGAAAGUCUCCACAUUAGGAUGCCUCGGAGGUUUCUUACAAAUGCUGUAUCUCCAGUGUGUCAUGAUGAGUUUUGGUACACUGCUGUAUUUCACUGUUUUUCUUCUCUUUGUCUUCAUUUGGUUGUGAUAUUCAGCUCUUAUUUUUGUCAUAGUCUUUUCAAAAUGUGAGACCAUUUAUAAGGGAACUGGUAGAAAAACUGCUGAGGAAUCCAAAUAAAGUAUAUACAGCAUCGCAUUAGUGCUGACAUCAACACCAUAAAUUACACUUGACAUAUUUUAGUGAUACAAGAAAAUCCUGUUGUUGCUCAUGUUAGAGGAUUUUACAUGGAUCAAGUCACACCCACAUCAUGUGAAAUACUUACACAAACUUCAGUCUUUAUUAU